This is a messenger RNA of Glycine soja, 1859 nucleotides long. RefSeq names its product pyruvate dehydrogenase E1 component subunit alpha-3, chloroplastic-like. The transcript is spliced from 3 exons. Lineage: Eukaryota; Viridiplantae; Streptophyta; Magnoliopsida; Fabales; Fabaceae. Bases 281 to 1564 code for a protein of 427 amino acids. Gene Ontology annotation, biological process: pyruvate decarboxylation to acetyl-CoA. Gene Ontology annotation, cellular component: intracellular membrane-bounded organelle. The record is from RefSeq and is a predicted model, not a curated record. Gene Ontology annotation, molecular function: pyruvate dehydrogenase (acetyl-transferring) activity.
UGUUUCAGUGUGAUUUUGUAGGAGCAAGGUGAUACAGAAUAGAAGUUAUGUGCCGAUUAAAAUGGUUGAAUAAAAGAAGAAAGAAUAGUAUUUGUAGGAAAAGUUGGUUGGGUAUUGGUGGCCUCCCUCUCUCGUCUCUGUGGCUGUGAUUUACAGCAACAGCAGCAUUGCCCAUGUCUCCUUCAUUCCUUUCCCUCUCUUGUUUCCUCCGCCCCUUCUCAAUAAGAAUAACUAACCUCUUUCUUUCUUUCUCUCUCUUCUCAUUCACACAUAAAUCUCAAUGUCUCUCUCCGUACCAAAGUUGGCUCGGCCUCUUCCUCUCCAUCAUCACAGUUCUUAUGGCAGCCUCACCAUGUCUUUCCACACAUUCACUCCCUUCCUUGGAUCCACUCACAAGCUUCGCUUCAUUUCCCCCAUUAAGCUCAAUGCUCCUCGCUUUAAUUCCUCUGUUGUAUCUGUCUCCGAUCUUUUCAAGAACAACAAACCCAAAUCAACCACCAAUCUGCUUAUUACGAAAGAGGAAGGUUUGCAGCUCUAUGAAGACAUGGUAUUAGGCAGGUCCUUUGAAGACAUGUGUGCCCAGAUGUAUUAUAGAGGCAAAAUGUUUGGUUUUGUUCACUUGUACAAUGGCCAAGAAGCUGUGUCAACUGGGUUCAUCAACUUUCUCAAGAAAGAAGACUGUGUAGUGAGCACAUACCGGGACCAUGUUCAUGCACUGAGUAAGGGGGUCCCCGCACGUGCUGUAAUGAGUGAGCUCUUUGGGAAGGCCACAGGAUGCUCCCGAGGUCAAGGUGGAUCUAUGCAUAUGUUCUCAAAGGAGCAUAAUUUGAUUGGUGGGUUUGCUUUCAUUGCUGAAGGAAUCCCUGUGGCCACUGGGGCAGCAUUUUCCAGCAAGUAUAGAAGGGAGGUGCUGAAAGAGGCAGAUUGUGAUCAUGUGACAUUGGCGUUUUUUGGAGAUGGAACAUGUAACAAUGGACAGUUCUAUGAAUGCCUAAACAUGGCAGCUUUAUGGAAAUUGCCAAUUGUGUUUGUGGUGGAAAACAAUCUGUGGGCUAUUGGGAUGUCACAUCUCAGGGCAACUUCAGAUCCUCAGAUAUGGAAGAAAGGUCCGGCAUUUGGAAUGCCUGGGGUUCAUGUUGAUGGUAUGGAUGUUUUGAAGGUCCGAGAGGUGGCAAAGGAGGCUAUCGAAAGGGCCAGACGAGGAGAGGGACCAACUUUAGUAGAAUGCGAGACUUAUAGAUUUAGAGGACAUUCAUUGGCUGAUCCUGAUGAGCUUCGUGACCCUGCUGAGAAGGCACAUUAUGCCGGUAGGGAUCCCAUCUCUGCACUGAAGAAAUACAUGAUUGAGAACAAAUUAGCCAGUGAACAAGAGUUGAAGACCAUAGAUAAGAAGAUAGAGGAGGUUGUUGAGGAUGCUGUUGAGUUUGCAGAUGAGAGCCCUCAUCCACCCCGCAGCCAGCUUCUAGAGAAUGUCUUUGCUGAUCCAAAAGGUUUUGGAAUUGGACCUGACGGCAAGUACAGAUGUGAGGACCCAAAAUUCACGGAAGGCACGGCGCAUGUCUAAUGUUUUUUAAGUCUGACAUCAUGCAUCUAUCUGCUUGGAGUUUUCAGUUUUAGAUUCAUGUUCUUUUUCAUAUACUUACUAGAGAUCAAACGUUACAGACAAAAUAUAAGGAGGAUUUGUUCUUUAGGUUGAGUUUUGUUUUUCUUCUAUUAUAUUUAUUAUUAUCCAUGGAACUAGUCAACAAUGACAAUUCCCAAUCCUUCCUUUUAGUUGUCAGUUGUUGCAAAUAUGACAAUCAUCUAUGCUUCUAGUGUACUUCUCUAAUCUAAUUUUUUAGAUGAUUUUGACCUUUCUA